CCUGGAACCCGUCGAAUCACCGCCGUAACAAACCCGCUCACAUCUUUCUGUUGGUAUGUAUUGAUUAAUGUGUAGCGAUGACGAUCAAUUACAACUUGGCUGUAUCAACGUCAAAACCAUGGACUCUGUUCAAAUUGCUACUGAAAUGGCGAGGAAGCAUAUGGAAAGCGGUGAUGUUGGAGCUUGUUGUAUGGCUGAUGUUCUAUGGAAUUCUUAGCAUUAUCUAUCGCACAGCUUUGUCGUACGAUCAACAAAAGACUUUCGAGAGGGUGGUGCUGUACUGUGAAGCUAGACUUACCUAUAUUCCACUGAAUUUCAUGUUAGGAUUUUUCGUCACAGCAGUCGUUAAUAGGUGGACGUAUUUAUACCAAAUAAUUGGAUUUAUAGAUAAUAUCGGGUUAAUGACAGCCGAGUACGUUCGAGGCAGGACAGAACAAGCUCGAAUGUAUCGAAGGAAUAUCGUGCGAUAUUGCGAACUGGCACAGGUUCUAGUCUUUAGAGAUGUCAGUAUGAGGACAAGGCGAAGAUUCCCAACGCUAGACACUGUCGUUGCUGCAGGAUUCAUGAUGCCCCAUGAGAAGGAGCGAUUUGACGAAAUUCAGUACCGCUACUCAAAGUACUGGCUUCCCUUUCAAUGGGCCUUUGCUCUAACCUACGAUGCACGCAAACUUGGACUAAUCGAAAGUGAUUACUACCAAGUAGUCAUUCAGGAGGAGAUCAAAAAAUUUCGAACUGGACUUGCAUGGAUUUGUAAUUAUGACUGGGUGCCGAUACCAAUAAUGUAUCCACAGUUAGUAUGCCUAGCAGUUCAUACAUAUUUCAUUGUCUGCCUGCUCGCAAGACAGUACAUUGUUUCUGAAGACUCGAACAGAAAAAGCGAGAUCGAUCUAUACUUUCCCGUCAUGUCAACUUUGCAGUUCAUUUUCUAUAUGGGAUGGAUGAAGGUUGCUGAGGCAAUGCUAAAUCCCUUUGGAGAGGAUGAUGACGACUUUGAAUGCAAUGCUCUCAUUGAUAGAAACAUCACCAUGGUAUUGAUGAUGGUAGACCAAGGAUAUGAUCGACCACCAGCUCUGAAACGAGAUCCAUUUUGGGAUGAAGAAGUGGAACCUCUCUAUUCUGAAGAAUCAGCUAAAAUUCCUACGCAUCCUCUCAAGGGAUCGGUUAGCGAAAUUAGGUUGCCAGAUCACGUGCAAGAAAUCAGGAUGGUGCCACAUUGUGAUGAUCGUCAUCCUCUAAUUGAUUCUCCAAAUCUAAGGAGAAGAGUUAGUGUCGUCCCUGUUACACAGCAGGAACAGAGACAACCGCGGCCAUCUUUGGGCUCUCUGGAAAUGUUAAGAAGUUUUAAAAACAAAGUUGAGAGAUCUCUUUCUCGUGGACAAAUUUUUGAUGAAGAACAACCCAGGAAGACAGUGUCUCACGGCCAUCUUCCAGUUCUAGAUGUCACUAAAGUUGAAGAUGAGGCACAAAAUGGACAAAAAUCAUUUGUCAACUCAGCAUUUGAGACAAAUGACGAAACGGACAAAAAAGACAACGACGGAAAGGAAGUCAAAAAAUCAGCUUCCACAGCAAAUUUGAAGUCUCCACAUGAUUUUCCUCAUCAUGUUCUAGACGAUGUGUUGGAAGAGAACGAAGAGGAAGUAAAGACACUGCGCAAGAAAAGCGUGAUAGAACCUGGAGGAUUUGUGAGCUCGACCGGCACGGCAUCAAAUACAGAAGAAGAUAACUCCAGCACUCCACUCUCACCACCAACUGAUGCAAAAGCAGAGGAAAGCAAAUCUGAUACUCCGAUUUCACCCCAAACUGAUGAAGCAGAGACUACAAGCAAACGAAAAACCAGUGAAUUUACCAUUGGCCAUGACAGCUGAUUCCCAUUAUCACAGCUUUGCCUAUGCUUCUUCUUCCGCUGCUUCCAGCGGAGAAAUUCGCAGUGCACACUGCUUAAUCCUCAUUUUCUAAUCAGGUGCAGUACAUAGGGCAACAUUCGCAGCUAUUAUGUUUGUUAACUACUAUGUUAUGGGUACAUGUUCACUCCGCUCAUAUCGCUGGUAUCACUGGUCACCGAAAAUGCUGUGAUUUAUGCAGUCACAUUGAGGUAUGCCCUGCCUACUGCUGUUUUUGUACCUCAAGCUGUUG
Molecule: messenger RNA, 2133 nt
Organism: Cylicocyclus nassatus
Lineage: Eukaryota; Metazoa; Nematoda; Chromadorea; Rhabditida; Strongylidae
Source: the annotation of a GenBank genome assembly